This is a messenger RNA of Raphanus sativus (radish), 2004 nucleotides long. RefSeq names its product protein LAS1. Gene Ontology annotation, cellular component: Las1 complex; preribosome, large subunit precursor. The coding region runs from base 71 to 1888 and encodes 605 amino acids. NCBI's taxonomy places the organism in Eukaryota, Viridiplantae, Streptophyta, Magnoliopsida, Brassicales, Brassicaceae. The transcript has 8 exons. Gene Ontology annotation, biological process: maturation of 5.8S rRNA; maturation of LSU-rRNA. Gene Ontology annotation, molecular function: endonuclease activity. The record is from RefSeq and is a predicted model, not a curated record.
GGUUUAGUUUAGUUCAGCUGUUCUGUCUUUUUCUUUCUGCUAAGUUUUGUUUCGAGCCGAGUCCUCUUCAAUGGAGUCUCAAGAGGGUAUUGAAGCAGACUUCGAAUCGUAUCUCAACAACGAACAUGAUCAACAGAGACCAUCAUCGGACGGCUGCAAACAAGUGCCGUGGCUGAACUGGGAAGAGUGGGACUCCGUCAGAGAGUCUCUCUUCUCUUCCUCUCCUGAUAGAUUCGCUUUCGCCCUGCAAAGGGUUGAGACAUGGAGAAGUAGAGGGUCUAUUCCAGGGCCUGUGGAUGUUACUUGUUCCCUUCUUGAAAUUCAGCUCAAAGAUGGCUUUAUUGAGCGAGAGGAACAACCAGCAGAUGCAUUGUAUUCAGAGCAUUUACUUCAGAUGCUGUACACCAUGGGAAUACUCAGGCUUGUGAACUGUCUCUUAGAGAAGACAAGGAAGAGAGAUGAAGUUUCAAUUGCGGCUGCAGCUAGAGCAAUUGGUAUCCCUCGUAAAUUGAUCGAUCUUCGUCAUGAGGGUUCUCACCGUGAGCUCCCUUCUCUCCUUGUGCUUCGAGAUGCUUCAUAUGAGGCACUUGAAUGGUUGAAAUCUUUUUACUGGAAGCCUCAAAAGGCACAAAUCCCAUUGAAGAGAGAUGGAACGGCUAGCAUCAGAAGAGAAGUCAAAACCAAACUCAGGAAACUUUCUGUCUGCUUCCAACUUAAACAGAAUCCUCAAUAUGACUCCCCGUUGGUCAAAGAUAAAUGUUCUUAUAAAAGGAUAAGGAAGAUUGUGAGCAGCCUUGUUGAGCUAUACCCUUCUUUCUCGGCAGAGAUCUCAUCGGUGCUGCUUGAGUUCCUACUCAAGGCCUUGGAUUCUUCAAAGUCGGCAGAACUGGAGCCUGGCCAAGAUAUCAGGGUCUUUCUAGACGUGUGGAAACCUGUGGUCAUGGAGUUCUCAAACAGAGAACCUGAGUUACUUUUGACUCUACUCAAGCAAGUUCUUGAUAUGAUUCAAAAUAGUGAACGGAGAAGAUAUGAAACGGAUGUGAGUCUUACGGAUAAGUCAGCAGCAGAAGAAGUUUCUCAAGCUGCUGGGCAGCUCCCUUUCUUGUUUGCAUGGCUUGUGGGUCUUCUCACUGUGUCAAAGCAUUUUGAGAGGAACACUUCUCUUGAAGCGACACCUCCAAAGACGUUCCUUAUGGAACUUAUACGUCAGUGUCUGCUACUGGGAGCCUUGGGACAUGAGCUGGUUUCGAAAUCAGCUCUUGUGCUUGGGGAUAUUGCGGGAGGGCGUGUCUUGAAGGAGAAGCUCAGAAACCUCUCUCAGGUGGAUCCAUCAAAACAGAGUUCUUCCACUCUAGCAACAACUCCUACGACGCUCCGUGAGCAAGAGAAGAUUCUCGGAAGUGCAGGCAAGAGACUUGAGUCUGUAAAACUUCAACUCUCAAAGAAGAAAGGAAAUGAUGAGACAGAGAAAGCUAAUAAGAGAUGGAGAAAGGCGAAAACAUGGAGCCCUUGUCCAAUUGGUAUGUUGCCUCGGAUCAUUGGAUCUUCUGGACGUUUACCUCUUCUGGACCCUCCUCAGACGAUCUCAAAACAAGCACAAGGUAACAGCAACCUCAAGAGAGAAGCCGAGUGCAGUACUCAGCAACUGGAGAACUCGGCAUUGAAGAGAGCAAGGAAGAGUACAGAAGAUCUCAGCACAGAUGACGCGACACUUGAGGAAGUAGCUGAGAUUGAUAUAGAACAGACAGAUGAGAAAACUGAAAGUGAAUCACUGAUGUUGGAGGAUGAAGAGGAAGGCAUAGGCCACCUUAUGAUAGGUGGCUUGUGGGAAAGAAUAAAAGAUGGAGAGCCACUGAGGAUGGCUUCUUUAGUCAAAAUCUGUGGUUGAUUGAAGUUUUUGGAAAAAACUUUCACCACCAAUUACUAGAACUGAUAUUUUCAUGUUACAACUUUUUUCAAGAAAUAAGGCGAGAUAGUUCAUCAAUUUUUACAACUAUAUUGAUU